GCGUUCUCUCAGUCAGUGUCUUGAUGAGCUCGUAAUCAGAUGUUGUGCUGUGUCCCGAAGAGACUCGCGGACGGGGGCCCGUUCUACGACGAGACCCUGUUCCACGACGGGAUCUUGUUUCAUGACGAGACCGGUAACAAUCCACCAUCGUCCAUUCGCGAGAUUCAAAUUGAGCUGUUUCCCAAAGAUGCGCUGUCGCCGAUCUUGUUCCCGUGCGCGAUUUGCGCGCGGACCUUCACGCUGCAGUCUUUGGAGAAGCACGCGAGGAUAUGUGAGCGUGCCGCCGCCAAAAAGCGCAAGCCCUUCGACUCGGCUAAGCAGAGGAUCCAAGGUACUGAGUUGGCUGAAUUCCAGCCUAAACAGGAGAUCCGGCGACAUCAGCAGGACGAGAGAUCGAGGUCCACUUGGAAAAAGACCCACGACGAUUUCCUGCGGACGAUUCGUGAGGCACGCGGCGAUGUUAUGGAUUCGCGCAAACAAUGCAAUUCGCUAAUCUCGUCAGGUGCACCAACACGCGCCAACGAGAAAGGCACAUGCCCCACGUGUAACCGGCAGUUCGGUAUCAAAGCCUAUGAUCGUCAUGUGGCAUGGUGCAAAGACAGAGUUACCCGAAUGCCGAUGAGUCCGGCGACCAAUCUGGCAAAGGAACGAUUAGAGGCACGUAUGAGAUACAGGGCACCGACUUUGAAAAACCGGCGAGCUAUCAAUCGUGAAAAGUACAGCCCGGGCUCGGCAGCGAACCAGGCUGCCAAGGCCUCAUUGUCAUCACCGGCGCUCGUUAAACCGAAAGAGACUAUUUCGAGUAUCAGUUGCAAUCGAGAGAGUCCUGUCAAGCAGAAACCUGCUAUUAUGAGACGUCCUGGACAACUCAAGGACUCCCCUCCCUCAUCCGGACCUAUAAAGUCACGCCUUGUCGAUCGUAUGAAUAGGCCACCAGAAGAUCAUGACUGUCUACUAACAUCAACAUCCUGCCGAUCUCUCCAUCCUGCGAUAUCUUCCCGUCGUUCUCUCUAUUUACCUGUACCUCCUACGAGACCCAAGACUAACGAUUUGGUUUCCUCUAACAAAAUCGCAUCGCCAAUUACUUCAUCCAGAAAACAGUUUAACCAAAACGAAAUGAUUUUCCAACGCAUUCAAAAUGAUGAUACGAGAAAUCGAGAAAUCUGUUCCGCCAGAAUGCAAAACAUCGUUUCCGCUAGAAGUCAAGGUCAUCCGAGAAUCAACGAUAUUGCUGUGAACAAUAAGACUCUAGGAAUCACUGUGCAACCUUGUAGGAUACAUAUGAACAUGCAAAAAGACGAUCAAUUAGUGACGUGGAAGCAGAUUAGUCGUAAGAAAGAUAAUUUUCAGGCUGACGAUCCAGUUAUUAAUCAUAAUUUCUCGCGAGAGUUCCAAUUGCUCGAUCUCGAUCGACUAUGUAAUCGAGAGGAAGGAAAUGAAAAUAGAAAUAAGACAGAGGGAGAUUUAUCAAUUAUAGAAGAUAAUUUUAUUCGAAUCGACAAAGACAGCAAGGUUGAUAAAGUGAAGAACAAUGAUAAUAUUACAUGGCUCAGCGGUAUCCAGAAUCUGAAUCAGACAUAUUUGAUAAAAAACUCGGAAGAUAUUGAGCCAUCGGAGAUUUUUCAUAGCAAGUGGAAACCGAUUAAACACAGUCCUCGCGUGGAAUUUUAUUUAAAAGAUAAGGAAGAUGAAAUCUGCGAAUUUGAUAAAAAAAAAUCGAAAAGGGAAACCGUAGCGAACAACUUGAAAGAUAAGGAAGACGAAGUCUGCAAAUUUGAUCAAAAGAAAUUGAAAAGGGAAACUAUAGCGAAUGACUUGAAAGAUAGGGAAGACGAAAUUUACGAAUUCGAUCAAAGGAAAUCGGAAAGGGAAAUCGUAGCAGAUAAUUUGAAAGAUAGGGAAGAUGAAAUCUGCAAAUUCGAUCAAAAGAAAUCGAAAAGAAAAAUUGUAACAAACGACGAAAAAAUUAGGAUUGAACAAGUGAAAGAGUUAAAAAUGUGCAUUAAAGAUAAAGAAAAUGAUAAUAUUCCAGUAGAGUGUAAAGUAGAGAAAUUGAAAACAAAUAAUAAAAGUAUAAAAAAUAUUCAGAAAAUCAAUAGUGAAAAAAUUGAAGUGGUAGCACAUACAACGGAGGAACUUAAUAUAAAUACUAUAGAGAAAAAUAGGCGAGUAGCAAGCUAUGAAGAGACUAAAAUUACAGAAAAUGAUAUUGAGAAAAUAGAAAUAAAUACCAGUAUAAAAGAAGGUACAAAAGAAAUUGAAAAAAUAAAUAUUGCAGAUAUUACAGAAUUGGAUAAACUAAAUGUUUAUAAAGAAGAUAAAAAAGGUCGACAAAUAACGAUGAAUGAAAUAAUUAUUGAAAAUACAAAAUAUACUAAAGAAAUUGAGCAAAAUUUAUCGGAAUCUGAUCAAUUAAUUAAAUCUUCUUUAUUUAAUGUAACACAUUCAACUGCAUCAAACGUAUCGAAGAAAAAGAAUUUUAUUGAUCAGAGUCAAGAUUGUCUGAACUCUAAGGACGAAGUACCACAUUGCGAAAGUGAUACACGUUACAAUAAUUCACUUGAAUUAAAAGAAAGUAUAGCAACUUUUAUAUGUGAUCAACCUAACAUUAAUGAGAUAACAUCUUUAAACAAUAGCAAUAAUCAAGCUGACUGUAAUUCGAGUCCCGAAAACGAAACAUUAGCAUGUCAAAGUCGCAAUUCAUUGGAUCUAAUAGAAAAUAUCAAAAAGAUAUCAUUUCCUGCAUCCUCUCCGAUUGUUACCCCCAAAAAAAAUUGUACAAGAAAUGUUGAAGAAAUUAAAAUAGAUGAAGAAAGAUAUGAAAAUGGUUUAACCAAUAUCUGUAAUAAAAAGCCUAAGAGAAAUUCAAAGAAAUUAAAGUGUGAAGUAUAUUCUCUUCCACAAAAUUCGGAAAUUGCUGAUGGUAAUUACUUAAAUGCAUCUAUGAAUAAGAUAUCUUUGCAUGUCAAAAACAAUAGACAAUUUCAAGAAAAAAAUUUCAGUUCUGAUAACAUUGGAAAUAUCGAGAAUAACACGAAAAAUGGAAAGACAGAUUUCAACACAGAUUCAGAUAACAGCUGUUCGAACAAUAAAUCAAGCCUUCUCGACCGUUCAAUCAUUAAAGCGGAAAUUACGACAGCUGAAGGUUUGCGCAAGAAAAAUGUAGACAGCGAAUUCGAUUACGGUAGCGAUAACACCGUGCUUGUCGAGGAAUACAAUAGACGAAGCACUGAUGGUUUAGGGUCAUCAGUUACGUUGACGGACUACGCGGAGGAGCAAUCACAGUGUCGUGGUAGCGAAAUUUUCUUGAACGCGGGCAUGAAUUUUCCAAAAUGCGCUUACGGCGCGGCUAAAAGAGCUGCGCGAGAGCAAUCAGUCAAUUCCAUCGAAAUGAAGCACAGAAUCAAGGAAAGCAUGAAUCUUCUUCGUGGCAGUACUGAUUCCCUGAUAUCCUCUGUCGAAUUCGUGGAACUCGCGAGCAUCAGACGACCCAAAGCGAAUUGUGCUUACGAACAAGAGAUCAUUGAGAUAAUCAGACCAAACAAGCGGUACAAAGUAUUUAAGGAUUUACCUGAUAUAAAGGGUGACGCGGCGGAGAUGAAGGAAGAUUCUGAGGGAUCGUAUUGGGAGAGGACCUCUAAGAUCUCGCAAAACAGAUUAACUAAUCUCUAUCCUACGUGUCAUAUGGAAUACAAGCUUACUAAAAGAAAUCCUAGAGUCCGUAUUCUCCCACCUGUUCUGAAUCCAUUCUCAAUCAAUCAAAGGAAAGUUGAAUUGGAGACACGUCCCGCCUGGUGCAAUUAUGUACGCAGAAGACCAGACUUUAAUCUCGUGCUUAAGGCUAGAACCGGCACUUGCAAGGACUACGAUCCCUUUCUGCUGGCCGAACAGCAGAUGAACGACCUACUGUCGGAUACGAGUGAUCAAUCUAUAACGGGGAGUCCCAAAGUUCAGCAAACUCGUGAUACCCUUUAUCCUCUCUCGCACUCCUCCGCCUUUGUAAAAUAUCCUCCUACCGACAAGAGGUCGUCUCUUAUAAUGCCACCUACUGAAUUCGAUGACCUUUUAUCCAAUUUCUCAAGUGAUUCCACCGAAACCAAUUCUAUUUCGCGCGAGGUCUUCCUGAAGCCUAAUCUCGCGGGCAAAGAUGCGACAGAUUCCGCGGCCUCAAAACCUGUUAGGGAAUUGGGCAGACGAGUUAUUAUCGAUAAAUCGAAGGCACUGGGCGUCGACGAGCGUCGCGGCGUUGUCAGCGCGGAUAGAUCGCGUAAAAUCUUUGACAAAGACACGCUGAGGAAUACAGGAUCAUUAAUCAACCGAUCCAACUCGAUCCGGGCCUCGUCCGCGCCCAGAAUCAACUCGGGCCUCGAGAGAAAGGCCUCAGGUGGUAUAAGAAAGGGUUCCAGGAACGUUGAGAGUCAGAAAUCGUCUGAUCAGAGUCUCAAUCAAAGAAACAAUAAUUACUCGUCCCUGUCCGGCAGUAACCUUAGUCUCAAUUCAAUCAUCUCCUCCUCGGAGUUGGACGUCAAGCGAUCGAACUCGAUGUUCGACGAGCUGAUGACAUCCUUCGAGGAGGACGCGUUUCCUGGACUAAGAUCCUUCCUCAAUAAUGAAUCCUUCGACCUGUCCAGCCCCGGCGGCGAUAGACAACGAAAUGGCAGUUUGAUCAGCGACGAAGAACUAUCCUCUCCCGACAGCUACAAGCCGCAAGAUCACAGCAAGCUCAGCAAUGACUCCGCCUACAACAGUUUAAAUCGCAAAUAUUCGCACCAUGGACGCAGCGCCAACGACGUGAUCGAUCGUCUCGACGAGGACGUGCCCAGGAACGGAACAUCACCGACUCAAACGAUGACCAAGUGCAAGAUGUCCAAGUUCUGUCACGAGUGUGGUCAGCGAUUUCCAGAAACCGCCAAGUUUUGCUGCGAGUGCGGCGUCAAAAGGCUCGCGUUGUGAAACGUAACAUUGUUCUCCGAGAGUCGUUGCUAUCACAUCGUAUUUUGAUAUUCUAAAAAACGAACUGAAGAAAAAAUAUUACCAGAAAGAUGUUCUCUGGA
Mycetomoellerius zeteki is the source of this 5054-nucleotide messenger RNA. RefSeq lists its product as uncharacterized. The record is from RefSeq and is a predicted model, not a curated record. The transcript has 8 exons. The coding region runs from base 40 to 4953 and encodes 1637 amino acids. NCBI's taxonomy places the organism in Eukaryota, Metazoa, Arthropoda, Insecta, Hymenoptera, Formicidae.